Aspergillus glaucus CBS 516.65 is the source of this 904-nucleotide messenger RNA. RefSeq lists its product as uncharacterized. The transcript is spliced from 2 exons. NCBI's taxonomy places the organism in Eukaryota, Fungi, Ascomycota, Eurotiomycetes, Eurotiales, Aspergillaceae. The record is from RefSeq and is a predicted model, not a curated record. Bases 308 to 586 code for a protein of 92 amino acids.
ACCUAUCGCCAAUGUCCCCGUAGAGGUGCUGUAUCGUCACUCUUUUAUCUGUUUGUUUGCACCGAUCACUUUGACACUCCUUUGUUUCUAUUGCCUGCUGUACACUUCACUCCUUCGUGUACAGUCCCAGCCACUCCUCGGGGACAUUUUCGGGUAUCUUCAGUUCCGAAAACAGCGCGUCAUUCACUCGCUUACUCGAUAAAACAUUCGACUCUCGUUGUUAUUGUUACUGUUAAUAUCCAACUACCUACCUUCUUCUCAGCUCUUCGUUAAGAUCAACGACGCUUUGUACACCCACAACUAGGGAAUGGCUUUGGUACGGGACCCGGAUUUCUGGCGCCGUUUCUCGCGCGCCAUCCGUCUGGACGAGGAAGCAAAGGGACCUUCUGAGAGUGCAGAAACGGUGGUAUACUCACACGAGUGGAUUCAACGUCAACAACACAAGAAACGAAAGACCUGCGCCUGUGGCUUCCUAAUCGCCUUCCUCGUGUGUUUCUUCAUCGCAGCGGCCGUGGUGGUGAUCUGGUGGUUCGCUACGCACAACUGGCUACGUGAGCCGGCACAUGAAAAAGUCGAUUCCCAAUAAUGGCCCAGGCUCAUGCACCAUGGCCUUUCGAUUGUCGAUGAGCGUCUCGAGAGAGAUCUUUCCUAUCUAUACAAGAAACGUGAGAGGAUCCCUGGACUUCGACAAUCCAGCUUGACGGACAUAAUCAUCUAUGUGACUAGGUUAGCAGGUUUCCUUUGUGGCGUUUGGGUGGUUGAUUUCAAAAAAUACCCUUUCUUUUGGUCCCGCUCUUGAGUAUAAGCUAGAGCCAUUCAGGUCAUUCUUGGUGUUUGGCGUUAGGUCGAUUAGUACGAAAUAAAUUUCAUACAAGUACUUUUCGGCGGUCCAGUAGAAAUCCAC